AUGUACGCCCUGCGCCAUGUAUCUUCUUUCUCCUUUCUCUUCGGAAUCUGUCGACUCCCAGAUAUCACAAAAAGGACUCCAGAUCCCCCACAAAGGGGGCGGUGUGGCAGGGGAGGCUGUGUCUCUCAUCCACAGCCUGGCUCAAAGCAGAACUGUGUUAUAAGCGCCACAAACUGCCCUACUGCAUCAUGGGAGCCAAAAGAGCAAAGGUCUGAAAGUGCUAACACAGACAUUUCCGUGGACAGAACACCAGUGUCUUCCUUGGGACCUGUGAGCUACUGUCUGGUUUGGGCCUAUGGAGUCAGUGACCUUUUUCACAACCCUUGCAGGCUCAGCUAG
This is a messenger RNA of Rangifer tarandus platyrhynchus (Svalbard reindeer), 339 nucleotides long. NCBI's taxonomy places the organism in Eukaryota, Metazoa, Chordata, Mammalia, Artiodactyla, Cervidae. The record is from the annotation of a GenBank genome assembly.